Ostreococcus tauri is the source of this 273-nucleotide messenger RNA. RefSeq names its product unnamed product. The record is from RefSeq and is a predicted model, not a curated record. Bases 1 to 273 code for a protein of 90 amino acids. The transcript has a single exon. Lineage: Eukaryota; Viridiplantae; Chlorophyta; Mamiellophyceae; Mamiellales; Bathycoccaceae.
AUGCGUCGCUCGGAAUCCCUCGGUUCGAUUCACGUCGAAAACGCGAUGAGCAGCGUGAAGAGCCUGCAGAAACGAGGGCUGGACCUCCCGAACACCGGUCGAUGGUUCCGACGGAAACAUCGCACGAUGAUGUGCUGUGGAAUCCUGUGCGUCGUGCUCGUCGCGCUGUGGGUGAUACGAUGGCGAAACGGGGCGGCGCGACGGGAGAUGGAUGAGCUCGGUCGGGAACUGGCGCGAGAGGCGAAGAAAGCGGUGGGACGGGGACGGGCGUAG